This is a messenger RNA of Leishmania braziliensis MHOM/BR/75/M2904, 1827 nucleotides long. RefSeq names its product putative enolase. The record is from RefSeq and is a predicted model, not a curated record. NCBI's taxonomy places the organism in Eukaryota, Euglenozoa, Kinetoplastea, Trypanosomatida, Trypanosomatidae. The transcript has a single exon. Bases 1 to 1827 code for a protein of 608 amino acids.
AUGUCGGGCUCCGUAUCAUGGCAGCGCUACGACAACGAGUUCAACGUCUCUGGCAUUCUUACGGAGGCGGCGCGGGCGUGUGUAUCGACUUACCCAGUCGACGUGAAAGACUUCUUCUUCCGCUACUUCCGUGAGGCGGCCCAGGGGACAUCUGUGAAGGCAAUUUAUCAUAACGAAGUGCUCAGCGCAGCUGGGGAAACAGCCGUUACCUUCACAGUGGAGCUAUGCGCGGGACCUGAGAUUUCUGUAGUCACCGGGGACCUUCUUUCAUGUGUUACUAGCGACAGAGACGGGGAGAACCACGCUUCCUUGGCAGCGGCGGAAGAGUCCACGGGCGACGAGGACAACGGCUACUCUGUGAUUCAAACCACGUGUGCUGCGGUGGUGUCAAAACUGCUUCAGCUUGGUUACGUAGAGCCGCAACGUGAGUGGGACUCAACUCUAGGCGCCGCGCUAUCUGCGUCCCCAGUCGCCAUAGGCGCCUCCUCGAUUCAAUGGGCACUGAGCAUCAUGGCGUCUUUGGUAGCCGCUAAGCAGCGGCGCGUGCCACUGCACCUCUACGUUGCUGCGCUGGUCGACGAUAGCCGCAGUGGCGAACCCAUCGUUGGCGGCGCGCACUUGACCCCCGGGCGAGCUGGUCUAUCAGCAGUUUCAAAGGAGCUAGUUGACUCAAGCGCGUCGUCGAGACAGUACCCUGUACCGCAGUUGUUGGUGACUUUCUUAGUUAGCAGCGCUCAAGGAGACGCGCCGGACGCGGUGACUGGCGUGCGGUUCUCUCACGUGUAUGUUGCUUUGGAUGUGCUGACCGCGUCUGUGGACGGCGCGUACGAGGCUGAGAGGUUGAAACCCGUCAGCGGCACUGUGCUGCGGAGGCGCAUGAGGAGGGUGCGCAAGGCCGCUCAUCUUUUUCUGCAGUCCCAUCCAACCUCUUCGAGCGUUUGUGCGAGCGGGGCACUACACUGGGACGGCGCCGCAAACUUAGCAGACGUGGUAAAAGCGGUGACUGAGGCGCUGUCUGCAGCUCAGCUGAAAGUCGGCACGGAGGUGUGCGUAGGUCUGUCGAUGGACGCGUCCACGACGCGUGUGCCCGAAGUCGCCGCGGCGGAUGGUGGGACAAUCAAGGACACCGCUGGAGACUGCACGGUGCUCUACAACCUCUUCGGAGAUGGCGAGCCGCCGGUGACGGGUGAUCAGGUCAGCGAGUACGUUAAAGAGCAGCUGAGAGCGGUGGAUCCGGACAUUGUGCAGUUUCUUGAGGAUACGCACGCUAUGGAGGACCGUGCCGCUCGCCAGCGACUGCAGAUGGCCCUGCAGGACUCCAUCGUCUUGAGUGACGUGGUCGCUUCAAAGCCAGAGUGGAGGACGGCAACAUCGAGUCCUCCUGACGCGCUACUCGUGCCGCCCUAUGACGGCGCGUUCCCGAACAUUGUGAUCAACCCCUGCGACUAUGGCACCAUAAGCGGUGUUGUCAAGUGCAUGUGUGCUGCUGGGGCAGACUCGCGCCGGGCAGUGACUGUUUUAGUCGACACCGCUGCCGGGGAUGCGCAGACGGCGGCUCACCUCGUUGACGUGGCGAUUGCCUGCGGUGCGUCCUAUGUGCUUGACAGCGCUGGCAUCUUCAGUGCACACGUAGCUGCAGUGGUCAGCCAACUGGCGUCUCGGACGGAUGAGUUGACGCUUAAGAACAUGGCGGCACCGCGGCUGCCUGCACAGCGUUUUAACCGCUGCGACUGGCCGCCCCUGCCCACCGUGGAGGUCGCGCCGAUCCGCCGGAAAGGCGACAAGAGGAAAAAGGACGCUGGCAAGGCGAGCACCAAACGAAAGUGA